AUGGAGACCCGCGCUGUUUCACAUCCGCGUUCGAGGCUCAAGUGGGACAUGUUCCUCAGUGUCCAAAGAAACACGCGCCACAACAAUUUCACGGAGCGUCUUUAUGAAGCACUCAUCAAGGAACAGGUCCGGGUAUGGAACGGUGAUGCGGAAAGCGGGAGUCAUGAGCUUAGUCCAAGUCUUGUGGAGGCUAUGGAGGACUCGGUGGCUUUCGUAGUCGUCUUAUCCUCUGACUACGCUAAGUCUCACUUGUGUCUUGAAGAAUUAGCCAAGCUGUGCGAUCUGAAAUCGUCACUUGGUUGUUUGAUGUUACCCAUCUUUUAUGAUGUUAAACCAUGGAGCGUUCGGAGACAGAGUCCUUUCGAAAUGGAUUUUGAAGAGCACUCCAAAAGAUUUGGAGAGGAGGAGAUACAAAGAUGGAGGAGAGCCAUGAAUUUAGUCGGAAAUAUCACCGGAUUUAUUCAUAGGUAUGACUCUGAUAUCUUUCAUCUCUAA
Molecule: messenger RNA, 495 nt
Organism: Microthlaspi erraticum
Lineage: Eukaryota; Viridiplantae; Streptophyta; Magnoliopsida; Brassicales; Brassicaceae
Source: the annotation of a GenBank genome assembly